UCCACCUGCCAAACCCGAGUGAUUCCUUUUAACACUCCAAGAUCAUUCUUCCCCUCCUCCAGCUGUUGCAGCUUGAGGGGGAAAAACAAGCCAGCCGGUGGAUUUUCUUUAUUUUUAUUUUUCGCCCCGCCGGGGAACGGUGAAGCGCUUCUUCUGCAUGAUUUUGGCUGAAGGAUGCUCUGCAUUUCCUUGAUGUCUAUGGAGACUUCAGAGCUGGUUUUGCUUCUGCUGACACCUCAUCUAGCACCUUCUCUACCUCCCAGGGUCUUUGCCUCUAUCUAUGGUGUGGCAUUGCACCUGGGUCCAGGAAGCCUUUGAUGAAUUUAAAAGGAGAGCCUGGAGAAUCAUCCUGAUAGACUUUGAGCAGAAAUGGCUGGACAUACUUCAAACCACAUCUUAACAUGGGUGGAGCCAUCAUUAGAAGGCAAGUGCUAACAGUAAAGGCUUAUUUGCAUUUUAUUUAAAUUUAAUGGACUGAGCAUUGGCCAAUUUCCAUGGGAGAAAAAUAUAUUUCAUUUUCUAGGCAUAACUUCUGACUGUCAGACACUUGCUGCUUUUGAAUCUUGCAGCGUCAUUACUAAGCACGUCCCAGACACUUUUCCAAAUUCGAACAUCUACCCCCAAAACAUAGGUGUCUGAGAGACUCCAGCGUUUUCUGACUUCUUAGGAUUGAGAGUGCUAGGCUGUUUAUCUCGACCAGCCAAGCUCUGGAGAGCAAUGUUGAAUCCCUGAGAAGAGAGAGCAUGGGGCGUGCUGAUUUAAAAACAGAAAAUGCAAAGUUGGACUGAAAAUAUCCUUAGUCUUCCAAGCAAUCUGCUUAAGGGUUCCAAACUUACCUUAAUUUGGUGAGAAAAGAAGCUGCCCUAUUUUUCUUUCUUCUUCUUCUACAACUGGAACCAGUCAUUUCCGAAAACCACCGCCAUGGAGGUUGCAAUGGUGAGUGCGGAGAGCUCAGGAUGCAACAGUCACAUGCCUUACGGUUAUGCUGCCCAGGCCCGGGCCCGGGAGCGGGAGAGGCUUGCUCACUCCAGGGCAGCUGCGGCAGCUGCCGUUGCAGCGGCCACAGCUGCCGUCGAAGGAAGUGGGGGUUCUGGUGGGGGGUCCCACCACCACCACCAGUCACGUGGGGCCUGCACCUCCCAUGACCCUCAGAGCAGCCGGGGAAGUCGAAGGAGGAAGCGACAGCGGCCUGAGAAGAAGAAAGCCCACCACCGGCAGAGCAGCUUCCCUCAUUGCUCUGACCUGAUGCCCAGUGGCUCUGAGGAGAAGAUCCUGAGGGAGCUGAGUGAGGAGGAGGAAGAUGAGGAAGAGGAGGAGGAGGAGGAAGAAGAGGGAAGGUUUUACUAUAGUGAAGAUGACCACGGUGAUGAGUGUUCCUAUACGGACCUGCUGCCCCAGGAUGAGGGCGGUGGUGGCUACAGUUCAGUCCGCUACAGUGACUGUUGUGAACGUGUGGUGAUAAAUGUGUCAGGCCUACGCUUUGAGACUCAGAUGAAAACUCUGGCCCAGUUUCCAGAGACUUUGCUGGGAGACCCUGAAAAGAGGACUCAGUACUUUGACCCUUUGCGCAAUGAAUACUUUUUUGACAGGAACAGGCCCAGCUUUGAUGCCAUCUUAUAUUAUUACCAGUCAGGAGGCCGCCUGAAGAGGCCAGUCAACGUCCCCUUUGAUAUCUUCACUGAGGAGGUGAAGUUCUAUCAGUUGGGGGAGGAGGCCCUGUUGAAGUUUCGGGAGGAUGAGGGCUUUGUGAGAGAAGAGGAGGACAGGGCCCUCCCUGAGAAUGAAUUUAAAAAGCAGAUUUGGCUCCUCUUCGAAUAUCCAGAGAGCUCCAGUCCCGCCAGGGGCAUAGCCAUUGUGUCCGUCCUGGUCAUCUUAAUCUCUAUUGUCAUCUUUUGCCUGGAAACCUUGCCUGAGUUUAGGGACGACAGGGAUCUCGUCAUGGCACUGAGUGCUGGAGGGCAUGGUGGGUUGUUGAAUGACACCUCAGCACCCCACCUGGAGAACUCAGGGCACACGAUAUUCAAUGACCCCUUCUUCAUCGUGGAGACGGUCUGUAUUGUGUGGUUUUCCUUUGAGUUUGUGGUUCGCUGCUUUGCUUGUCCAAGCCAAGCACUGUUCUUCAAAAACAUCAUGAACAUCAUUGACAUUGUCUCCAUUUUGCCUUACUUCAUCACACUGGGCACCGACCUGGCCCAGCAACAGGGGGGUGGCAAUGGUCAGCAGCAGCAGGCCAUGUCCUUUGCCAUCCUCAGAAUCAUUCGUCUGGUCCGAGUAUUCCGGAUCUUCAAACUCUCCAGGCACUCCAAAGGCCUGCAGAUCCUGGGCCACACCCUCAGAGCCAGCAUGCGGGAACUGGGCCUUCUGAUCUUUUUCCUCUUCAUUGGGGUCAUCCUCUUUUCCAGCGCUGUGUAUUUUGCAGAGGCGGAUGAACCUACUACCCAUUUCCAAAGCAUCCCAGAUGCAUUUUGGUGGGCUGUGGUGACCAUGACAACUGUGGGCUAUGGGGACAUGAAGCCCAUCACUGUGGGGGGCAAGAUUGUGGGGUCCCUGUGUGCCAUUGCGGGUGUCUUAACCAUUGCUUUGCCAGUGCCAGUGAUUGUCUCUAACUUUAACUAUUUCUACCACAGAGAAACUGAAAAUGAGGAACAGACACAGCUGACGCAGAAUGCAGUCAGCUGCCCAUACCUCCCCUCUAAUUUGCUCAAGAAAUUUCGGAGCUCUACUUCUUCUUCCCUGGGGGACAAGUCAGAGUAUCUAGAGAUGGAAGAAGGAGUUAAGGAAUCUCUGUGUGCAAAGGAGGAGAAGUGUCAGGGAAAGGGGGAUGACAGUGAGACAGAUAAAAACAACUGUUCUAAUGCAAAGGCUGUGGAGACUGAUGUGUGAAUUGCUUUCUCCACCUGCCACUGCCCCCCCAAGCAUCUCCAAAUAUAUUUAUGCAUAGAGAGUGCAGUUAUGAAAAUGAAAUAUGCAAAUGAUCCAAUGCAUACAGUAGUACACCAUUUAAUGGUUAUACAUGGCAUAAUUGUACCUAAACUUGUAUUACAUAUCAAAUAAAUGAUAUAUCCUGGAGAAGAGGGAGGCUUAAAUAGGAGCAAAUCUAUCUUUAUAUUUUUAUUAGAAUGCAAGAGUUUUGCACAUUAACUAGAAAAGAUGUUAGUGAAAAUGGAGAGAGAGUGUGUGUGUGAGUGUGAGUGUGUGAAGUAAAUUGUUAAUGUUAGUAAUUGUGCAGUGAUGGGAAAAGUUGGCAUUUUGAAGUAUUUACUAUGUAAGAACUAAUGAAUUUGAACAGUCAUUUAUCAGUGCUUUAAUAGCAUCUCAUAUGUCUUUGGAUUCUGUAGUUGUUUUUUAAAAAUUGUAAGAAUUGCUGCGUAGAGAAAAAAGAAAGUAAAUUAUUUAAUAGAAUAUAGGUCACAAUUUUAUCUUGGAUUUAAUUAAAGUUUAUUUUUAACUGGAAAUUAACUUUUAAAAAGGCUGCAAGGGCCUCUAGAAAUUGAUUAUAUUUUGUUAUUAAUUUUGGGAAGAUUUGACAGCAAAUGUCUAACAUUAUAGAAUAAAUGACAUUGGAGAAUAUGUAAUAAGUUUUGUUUGCAGGUAACAGGACUGGAAUUUUUUUUUUUUUGCACUUCUUUAUAUGCUGGAGAUUGAGAGAGACUUCAUACUGUGAAUGUUUGCUAAUGUAACAGUUCAAUGACAAUCAUUGGAAGAAUGAUUUCUCUAGUCUUAUUUUAUUGUUUUCAUUGUGUGAGACUAAUGACCAGGCAGAUAACAUCACAUGAUUCUCUCCUCUUUUAAAAUCUAAAUAACUGAUCUACAAAGGAACUAUGAAGUAAAAUUUAGCAACUGAAUCUUUUGAAAUUGGUCUGUUACAAUGAUGCUUCUGAAAUCAUAUAUCUUAUAUGUUCUUCUGCCUUUCAACUCCAGAAAAAUUUAACCAAAGUUAAUGCAUGCACUGAAAGAAUUCUUGAAGAAAUAAGAUGCCCAGCAGCUACAGUGAUUAUGGCCUAAAAUUUUUCUAUUAAAUGUGCAAUAUAAAUGCUAGAUUUAUUAAGUUUAUUUUUUUGUGCAGUUAUAUAAGAACAGAAUUUGAGGAUUAACCUCAGAUUUUAACAUUUUAUUUGCUAAAAUGAAUAUAAGGAAGAAUUGUGUCCAACAUUUGGUUUCAACAUCACCAUCAUUAUCAACUUUAUUAAAGGAAAUUAUGACACAUAUAAUUGCAUUUAACUCACCACAAAUUGUUCUAGAAUGUGAGAUAGCAACUAGCGAUCAGCCUUGCACUAUUAAAUCAUAAUGAGGUAUAGUUUAGAAAACUGGGGAUGCAUACAAGGCCUUAUUCCACAAUGCUUCUUUAAGUUUUAAUCUUUGUAAAAUAGUUGUCUUGAAUUCUGGGCAGGGGACAAAACAAACAACACUGCAUACACUUUUCAGCACAUAGCGAACUCUGGUAACUGUGAGCUAAAAACAAGCAAACAAACAAAAUGACCUAGAAUGGCCUUUCUCAAGCUUUCUAAAAUCCAGGCCAUCAUUUCAUAAUUACAUAAAUCCUACCUCUCUUUUAAUGGUAUUUGAAAUUCAAAGUAAAUUCAACGUUAGGGUUCAAAGUAAAGCUGCGCCCCCUCUCCACCCCUUCCCCAUCAUUUGUAGAGAAACUCUUUUCUAGAAACCUUUUAGAUAAUGAAAAAGCAAGCAGGACCUUUGAUUGAGUGUGAAGACCAAAGAUCAAUAGAAGACAAUAGAGAAUGAUAAAACAACAAAAUACCAUCUUACAAUAAGACUUCAAAGAUAACGUUUUAAUGCGUUUUAGAUUUGGGGCAAAAAAUGUAAUAAGCCUUCGGCUGGGGGUAAGGUUAUUUGGACUGGUUAUAAUUAAUUUGAAAAAGUUACUUAACAUCUCUGGACCAAAAUUUCCUGAAUGGUAAAAAAGAGGGCAAAUGAAGCAUGUUACAUGACAGAGUUAGGCAAAACAAAUGAGAACAUAGAAAAACUCUGAAAUGUUCAGUUCUGUACAAAAUGCCUGAUCCUAUGUCCAAAUGGUUUAAUCUUCCUCUGGGAGAAAAGGGGAUUUAGAACCCAUAAGCAUACGUCUACUUCGUUAGGAUAUUGUAAAAAUUAUGGGCAAUUGCUUAAACUUUGGAGUCCUUACAAGAAGUAGAUAUGUAGACACAAGACAGUCUAUUGCUGAUAGAUUCAGGCAUGUCAUAGUAUAGAAAGUUGACUCUGUGAACAGACCAUGUGUCUUACAAUAUAACCAACUAGGUCAGAUUUUAUCUUAAAAUAAUUUAAGGGCUGUCUAGUAGAAAGGAUAUUUAUUGAACUUUCUAUAAUAGCAAUGACAAUGAUUUGGCUAUGUUUGGAAGGGAAAUGUACUGUAUUUCGUUGUUUCUAUAAUAUCUCCUUUUUAAAUCUAAAAGUUAUAUUAAUUUGAUUGACAAAACACAUUUUAUUGAUAAUUCUGAGAAUCCAGGAAAUAUAGUCAUUUGGGGAUUACCUUUAUUUCACAUGGCUUUUUUUUUUUUUUAGGGUGAAAAGUUCAAGAAGUGAUAGUCAUGAGCUUUCAAACCAAAUAUUAUUAGGUUACCAUACUAAACUCAUGUUUUCUUUCUCCCGGCAAGAUGCAUUUAUUUUAGAGUAUCUGGAUCUUGAUCCCACACUGAGAAGAAAACUUUUAAGCUCUCAAGAUUUACAUGGGGGUAUUUCUGUAUGGAACACUUCUCUUACAAGAGAAUUCAUGAAAUCAGGACAUCCAGUACAGCUGUGGAUUCAUAACAUUUUUCCUAGUUGAAACUAGUCAAAGUACUUUAGAACCAUUUGUAAAAAUUUAUACUGACAAAUAUGCUUUCCGGACCUAUUUGUAACUAAUUUAGGUAACUGUAUCUUAGACACCACUAUACACAUUUGGUUGUAAAUUAAAAAGGAACUGACCUUCUUUAGAGAUCCAAUUCUUGGGAUCUGGGAUCCUUUUAUUGCUUUUCAGAUGAUAAUAGCUGUUACCAAAAGCACCACUAUCUGAGGGUCAUCCUAAUCAGAGUUUUUUCAAGGGUGGAUGCAUUGUUCUGUCUUGCAAAUGCUUGCAGAGGAAACAGUUAUGCACAACAGUUAUGGAGAAGAAAGGAGGAAUAAAUAGUACUUUUGAUUUCCGUGAAAGGGAGCCAGUGGGUGCUAGAGGAAUGACAGCUGGUCUAGGGAGUCAAGAGAGCUGGCUUGUUAAUCGUGGGCAAAUCGUUUCAUCUCCUUGAUCCUCAGGACUUUUUCUCUCUCUCUCUCUUUCUCUCUCUCUCUCUCUCUCUCUCUCUCUCUCUCUCUCUCUCUCUCUCUCUCUCUCUCUCUGUCUCUCUCUCUCUCUCUCUCUCUCUCUCUCUCUCUCUCUCUCUCUCUCUCUCUCUCUGUGUGUGUGUGUGUGUGUGUGUGUGUGUGUGUGUCUAAAACUGGGCCAUUGAGCUACAUUAUUACUUCGUUCCUUUUAGUACCACAAUUCUACUGUGGAGUAAAGGAAACGUCAGACUAGCUUGAUAUUUCCUAAGUACUAUUCAAGUCAUAUCAGCUUUAAUUUCUAGUAAGGAAUAUGGGCAAAAAUAAAUAAAUAAAAAUAAAAAUCUCACUGUUAGGUUAACCACAGAACAGGUGUUUGAGUUUUUUAGAAUGUAGACUAAGCUGAAUGAAUAGGACAUAUUUUGAAGCAGUUAUCCUAACAACUUCUAAAGGGAAGGGAUUCAUUUAAUGAAAAGCAACUCUUCCGUCCUCAGUUGAAUAUAUAUGGUGAAAAUUGGUGAGUAAACAUUUUGAUGUCUUGCUUUCUUAUCAUAGGGUCUUGUCAGUAAACAGUAUUUUGACCUGUGCUGGGGAACUCAUUUUAUGCUUAGACAUUUGUAGUGUUUCACAAGUGCUACUACAUGCUUUGUCAAGUUUGUUUGAAACAGGAUCACCAAAGCUUCCUGAAAUUUUUUUCAUUAAGCAUGUGUUGAAAUAGAACCCAACAUAUGAAUAAAAAAAUACGUAAAGAAAAUACUCUGAACUAAGAUACAUAUUUUCCCAUUUAAAAAAGUCAUUAUUAACCAAUGGCAAAUUAUUUUUAAUAACACUGGAAUCACAAACAGCAGCCCCGUACCUCCCAACACAAUCAGAAACAGUGUUCUUUGUUGCUUUUAAUUUUCAGGGUUUGGAUGAGCUUUUAGUACUAACAUUACAUAUGUUAGGGAAAGUGAGAAAUAUACCUAUAUUCAGUUCACAUUUUUAAAAAUGAACCUGUGGUGAUGUGCUCAUGCGCACGUAACAGCAUAAUAUCCCUCUUUCUGUGUAUGUGUAUAUUUUAUUGAUACAGUUUAAAAUGAUUACAGGGUGUCAUUCAGUGACAAAAGGGCCUGUUCCAGGAAACUUCCUUGAUCCAAAAGUCAUUCUGAAUUCUUCAAGGGACAUUUGAUGUGGACAAAGGUACCUUUUGGUUUUCCUUCCUGUAAAGAAAGUUGACUCUAGGCACAGUAUCUUCCAGACCAGUGUAGCCACUGCAGGUUAGCAGACAGUUCUACUUUCUAGUAUGAAAAUCAGUAUUCCUAUUUGAGAAGAAGAUCGUUGGAGUGAUUGUGUUUGCUAUUGAAGGAAGCAGGGCUAUUUUUUUUGUAAUAAUUGGGAAUAUGUACUUCUGAAAAGUAAAUUAAGAUUAGGACUGUGAUAUGAGUUUUAUUUCUGGCUUGGUUUUGUUUCCAUAGCAGUCCCAAUUUCUCACAGUAUCUUCUUCAUGAAAGUAUGCUAAUACACAUCAGACCAUAUGGCCCCAUUUGAGGUUUAGAAAAUAUGGUCACCUUAUUUAUGGAUAAAUAAAUUAAUCCCAGGGCAUAAGUUGGUUGCUUAAAAAUAUGGCACAUAUUUAAUGAGCAGCAGCUCUAAGUGAGAUUCAAGCAUUGCCCUUUCAGGCCUGUGGGACAGGAAGAGAUGUAUAAGGCAAAUCAUGUGCUCAAUAUAAAUUCUCCCUGUCAUCUUGAAAAGCAUAUUCCCUGAUUCACUGGAGGUAGUGUAGCUGACUUAAGGUUCAGCCUGUUGGUCCGUUUGUUGUCAUUGGUGUCUUGGAAGGAAGCUUUUCAUCCAGGUGUCAGGAGCUAAAAUGAUGUUGGUAGUUGAUACACAAAUAGUCCAUUCUUGCUUCCUACCUGCAAACAGUCUGUUUUGUGGGUUAUCCGUAGUUGGUUUUUCGCCCGAGGCUGUCUUUACUCAGACUCAGAAGCCUAUUGUCUUCUGUUAAAUAGCAAGUCCAGGAAAGGUAAAAUUAUAAAAAGAUAAGACAAUCCAGUACAAAGAAACAGCAAAUCACUAGAACUAGAAAGCCAAGCAAAACCUAAGUGGGAAGCCAAAUCUGUUGUUCAAACCGUUACAUAAGCUAGAAUUAAUUAUGCAGAAUCUGGGUGUAAAUUGGUCCUGCCUCAUCACUAUAGCAGAGAUAACCAAGAGGUGGCUAUUGUGAUGGAGGACAUCAAGCAGAAAUAACCUGCCCCGUGAAUAUAUAGUUUAACAUUUUCUGUGAAAACGAUAGAAAUGCCAACCCACCUUAGCAGUUUUAAUAAUAACUAUUAGGAAUGACUAAUAAAUAUGGAAGACAUGCUGGUUUCUUUUCACAGUAAUUAGUACUAUGUGGGAAUGUACUUAGAUUGUUUCGCACGAUUCUGUAGACGAAGGGCUAUUUCAAAGUCAAGGAGAAUGAAGGCAUUUUUAUCCACAGCUACUUAAGCUAUUGGCUGUUACCUCUUAAAUCAGUCAAAGCAGUUACAUACAUAGUCUCUGUGGAUAUCAACAAAAGCUGUGCCAGGGCUAAGUCUAAGAAUUAUAUUUGUUUUAAAAUAGUUAUUUGUGAAUAUAUAAUAUAUCCAUAUGUUCACAUAUAUUAUGUAUUUUACUUUCUGCCUUUAUUCUGGCAACAAAUAUUAGCAAAAUAAAUGAUCUGAGGUAUUGAAAGAGUCUUCUUGAAGUGAAGUAAAAGUGUAUAAUUCCCACUAGUAGCCAAAUGUAUGUGUUUGGAGAAAUGGUGAGGCUGGUGGACUAAAAAAACCUUUCUUUACACAUUAGGUUGGAUUUUUGUGCUUAUAACCACAAUAGUACUAGUCCUCAGCUCUGAGACUUGCAUAAGGGCAUAUGGAGUUUCAUUCCCAGAAGGAAGGGUUAAUUUUUAUGCUGUACGGAACAUUGAAAAUUGUUGAUUUUAAUUUUUUAAUGCACAUUAUUCUCAUUAUAUAAAGGAUGCACAUUAGCAUGGAAACUAGACUAUAGGACCUGAAAAACUAUGUGCCUAUGUGCUCUCCAGAAAUAGAAUUACCAGAAGCCAUUAUCUUUCUGUAUUUUUUUUGUAGCAUUUGUUUAAUGUGAAUUGCCUAAUUCUCUCAGGUUCAAUUACAGCAUUAAAUGUUUCAGGUUAUUGUUGUUUUUAGAGAAUAUUCCAUAUCUUUCUUAGGCUCUGAGGGCACACAAACAACCAUUCAGUAGUUGGAAAAUACCGUAUCUCUUGGAGAUCAAGGCAAUAUUACCUGAACUCUCUCCACGACAGCAGCCACAUUAGUUAACAUGGAGGAUGUGUGUUUUUCUAUUUAUAAACUUAACACACUUGUACCUGAAUAGAAUGAUGAUUUCCCUGAAGAACACUAAUGGUGUUGAUAGCACCUGAGUGCACCUUUUUUCUUUCUGUCAAUUGGUAGGGAUCAUGAUCCAAAUGAGGCUUUCAUUUGCUCUCAGGCAGAGUAGGAAAUAAUUAAUGAAGCUCCCACUGGACUGAAAUCUGUCAAGAGGUGAUGGAAUCUCUAGGGAAUGCAUUAGGAUUUUUAUUUAUUUACUUGCCCUUCCUAGUUGGUGUCAUUUUUGCAUGAUUAUUGGGGAAAGAUUAAUUUUAUGAUGAUUUACCUAAUGUUAAAAUAACUUUUGAUAAAAAACAAUUAGAAAUUAUAAGCAUUGCAGUAUCUUAUUAGCUUCAGGAAUGUCUCCAGUUAAAUAUUUUAAGAAAUUAAUAUGAGAUUUGGAGAUUGCAAUAGUUAUUUGGAGAGAGAUAUAUCCAAAGAAUAAUGAUUUAGUUAUUCGUAUUUCUUAAGAAACCUGAGUUUUAUAAGCUUCACAAGAGAUAUUCAAAAAGUCUCUCAACUUCCAAAAAUUUUGCUGUAACCCUGUCAGAUUUCAGAAAGAAAUGCAAGAAUUCCUCUUAAGAGGAAAAUGGUACCUUUUUUUUCUUUGUGUGUGUAUGUCUUUUUCACAUUCUUGAUUAAAUUGGUGGAUUUUAUAUGAUCAUGUUCUAGCAAAUUGAGUGAAAAUCUUGGCUACACAUUGAUUAGAGGAUGACAAGAUUGUCUGAUAGUCUUCCUUCGCAACAUUUGCUGUUGAUCAGUUUAGAAGCUGAUUUCAGUAUAUGUAAAUUACAACACAAGGAAAUGGCUAUGUACUGUAUUAGAAUCUAAAUGACAAAGCAAAAAUAUUAGGAAUAGGAUUUCCUUUUGGGUUCCUAGAAGUGUUCUUAGAGCUUUUGAACCAUGUCCUCCGAAUCUGAUGUAGACAAUGAGAAUUUAGCAAACUCAUUUUUUUUCCCUAGAGUAGCAACAAGAUAUAAGCAGGAUCAGUGCCAACUGGGAGAUAGGGACAGGAGCAGGGGGGUGGGCAAGGGACAAGGAGUAUAUGCCUAAAUGGAGUCACUAAUAUGAUGGUGAAAAUAGUUAGGUCAGUCUAAAAACUGCUUCAUUUUGUCACACUAUUAAUUUUUAUUAACACAGAGAAUCCAGGAAAGUGAAUUGAUCUCUAAGAGUAGGCAUAUAUGUGUGCAUGUCCAAAUAUUCCCUUUGCUCUUCGUCUUUGAGGACACUCACAUAGGAAACCAUAAAACUAUUGCUGGAAAUUAAAACUAUAUGUCUUAUUAAGAAUAAAAUUCACCUUUCCCUUCAGAGUAAGGGACUUAUGUCUUUAGGAGAUUACCACUUGGACAUUUAUAUUUCAAAGGGAGAGAAUCUCCCCCUUAUCCUAAUGUAGAAUGUCAGCCUGGCAAUGCAUUCAAGCUAAGACAUGAGUAAGCAACCAGUAGAAGCCCUGGGAAUGAAUGUCACUAACACAGAGCUGAAUAAUGUGUUUAUGUUGGUUAUUGCUGGUGUGCAAUUCUUAGAGGAAUGGAGAAAUCAUAAAAUUUGUGCAACCUAAUUAGAACUCUGCCAUCAUAUGCUCCUUGCUGAUUUAGCUGCUGCUGCUGCUGCUGCUACUGCUGCUGCUUCUCCUCCACACAGAAAAGAGGUGUCAUUUCACUACUAGAAGCUACAUACUUCACAGGUUUCAAGGCAGUGUGAGAAACAGUGGAGGGAGAAAGGGUUAGAUUAGAUAGAUGAGGAUGAAGCAACAUACAGUAUUUUAAGGUGUGAAUCAUCCUGUGACACCAGACUAUUUUUACUCACUCAAGGGACUAAGCAGAAUCUUUGGAUGGGAGAACCUCUGUUCAGGAAUUACCAUUUCCUUUUUGUAUGUCUGUAGUAUCACUAUUAGAGAUCAGUCUAGUCUAGCAAGGGGAUAAAUUCUUCCGUCAUUGCUAAAACAAGCUGAAAAUUACAUGCUGGAAAGUUUUUUUUCCCUCAUUUCAGUUAAGAAAAAAUUGUAGUUGUUUUAUAAGCUUUGCAAGAGAGAUUCAGAAAGUCUCUCAACUUUCAAAGAUUUUGCUGCAACCCUGUCAGAUUUCAGAAAGAAAUUCAAGGUAGGUGAGCCUAAUAGAACUUCAGACCAAAUAUAAACUUGUUCAAAGCAAAGUAUCCAGGGACCUCCUUCUAAUAUCUUCUCCCAUGCCAGGUUAGCUUUUUUUGUUUGGUUGGUGUGGUUUUUCCACUUUCCCUCCAAUCCAUCUCAUCCCAUUCACCUUUGUGCCAACAAAAGCCCAGAUCAGCAAGGCUUUUGCGGUCCCUGUUUGCAGAUUUCUCAGGGAGAGUUUUUUAUGUGUGAUUCAGGUAGACGUCUUCCCAUUUUAUAAAUCAGGUCAUGCCAGUGCAUAUCCAGAAAGCUUCUACAACCACCUGCAAUGUGGGUCUGUUGUGUUCUGUUGUUAUGUUAGCUAUUUUCUGCCUAUUACUGAACAGCUGGGAUUUUAGAAACAGCUGGAUGAUUAGUUGUGUUUUUUCCAUUUUUCACCCAGAUGCUUUAUUACUGUGUAGAAACAACCCCAAUGUGGAACAACCUGGGAGUAUACAGCAAAAAUCUGCUCUGAUGCAACUGUAGUUAUUAGGAAUUGAAUCAAGAAAAUUACAGGCAAACAGUUUUGACUAUUGCCUGCUUUACAAACAUGUUUGAUACAGCGUUCUCAUUUCUAUUUCUAGGCAGAAUGGUUUGAUUUAGCAACUUUAAAUGCCUCUCCCAUUGUUCCUUAGGCUAUCAAAGCUAUGCUUUGGCUGUUACAUUUGUUUGCUGAAAGGGAAAUGUCUGCACGCAAUGAGGCAUCACCUGAGUUUUCCAUUCACUGCUGGCAAAAGGAGCUGACAGAGGCAGGCAAGCGACAGUCCUCUCACUCGCCACAGUCUAUUUUUAGGUUGGUUCCUUUGUGGCUGACUUCAGUUCUGACGGGAUGUAUUGACAUUCAAAGACAAUGAAAUAUUUUAUUAUAAUGAUUUAUGGAUUUAUUAAACUGGAUGUUGUGAAAGUGACAAAUUUAAUUCAGGUGCUGUUAGUUGGUUCCUUACCCAGCGCUAAAAUUAGAAUAAAAAGGAUGCGUAGACGUCUUUUCCUUUCUAAUUAUUCUUUCAACAGAUGUUUGUUAAGCUUAUACUAGGUGGCUGGGCUGUGUAAUGUACCCAAUCUCUAGAUCUACUAAAAUUUCAGAGAAUCACAGUUUAUCUAAGGAUUUUUUUUGAGAUAUAUAUUCAUUGUUUCUAAAUAACAGGAUUCUUGUUUAUUAUUAUGAUUUCUUUUUGCCCCUUUAGAAUCUAUAUGUAUGGCUAGGUCUAGUUUCUUUUUGGGGAGGCAUCAUGCUUUCAUAAUACUUCCUUUUUAUAAGUUCUGUCUUGUUUCUGUUACGUGCUUUGUUUUCGGUAAUAGCUUCUCUAUGAACUGCAGAGUAAGUGGGCCUAAAUCCAAUUUGCCAAUUUUUUUAUGAUUCUUGCAUGAGCAAGAACUAUACUCAAGUAGAGGUGAUUAUACGAACUGUAUUUACUCCUUUUAAUUCAUAGAAUGUAUUUCUUCCAUUCAAUAACAUAUAAUUAAACUAUAACUCAAAGAAAGAAGCAGAUUUAACUGAAAUAUUAAACAUUUGUAACGCAAUAAAGUCUUUUUUUAAUUUCAGAGUAAUUUUCUAUGACCAUGGUUUUCUUUGCACACAAAACUAUUUUUUUUUUUUUAAAUAACCAUCUGUAUCUUUCUAUUUAGGAAAGAUAUGAGUGCCAUUGAUGGUUCAUUUACAAAUUCUGGCUUGAAUAAAAACUUGAGUUUAUUUCUUGGAUGCAUGUGGAAAGGGUUGUUCUUGUUGUUGAUAUUCCUACUACCUAGGCAAACCAAAUGGAAUUGCAUUAAUUACAUGGCUAAGCCAGGACAGUUGAGACCAACUUUAGGGAUUUUUAUGAGGUGCCUUCCAUCUGCAUUGAUUGAUUUCAAGAGAUGUUUGCUCAGGUUUCCAUUUGCUUUCAAGAUAAUGUCUGAUACAUUAAGUUAAAGUUAAGGCUUUACUAUUUGAAAUGCAGUUGUAAUAACAUUUUUAGCUCUCUCCAACUAACUUUAAUUUUUUAAGAACUUGAACUUCUAUAAAAUGUAUUUUUAAACUACCUUGUUUGUUUUCUGAGUGUUUCAGGACUUACUUUAGAGUCCCUGACUUUUAGUCUUCAUUCAAGCCAAACAACCAUUAUCUUUAAUUGAAGCUGCUUCUACUGGAAGCCAAACAAUUGGUGGAGUCACUGAAGAAAAGAAAAAAAAUGCCAAGAUGAUUAUCUGGCAUUGUGAAGCCGUUGAUUCAAUUCUGCUUCAUUAAAGCCAUUAGAAGCAAACAGAUCCUGGAUUAUCUUUAAAUUUAGGCAUUUUUCAAUUGCUAUCUAUUCUGUCAAGGAAAUACCUUUAAUUGUAAAACUAUUAUCUUGUGGGAUAUAUAUAUAGAUUUUACUUUGGCAAACUGCAGCUAUUUCUUGUGCUUUAGAAAUAUGACAAUCUGUAUAUUAAAAAUUCAAAUGAAACCAUGAUUUUUCUAUCUUAAAAUGAAGGCAUUUUUUUUCCACAAUUUUUCACGAAGUGUAUUUGCAAACCUGAAAAUAUAUAUUAGCCUGAAUAGCUGACACACAGGUAAUAUUUGAAGAUUUUUACACAAAUAACUGAGUUGCUUAUUAUUACUGUAUGAAGAAGGAAAUGACUUACAAGUUUUUUACACACUGGAAAGUGAAAAUGGAAGGCCAUAUAUUAACAUUUUCUGAUAGCGACCAAAGGCCAUAUAUUUAUUUACAUUUUCUGAAAGAGACCAAAGGCCGUAUAUUCAUUUACAUUUUCUAAUAAAUACCAAAAUGUUCUGUGUGAUUCAUUCAGAAGUUCUUUAGUGGAAGUCAAAUGCAUUUGAAAUAUGUCAGUCAAAGGGUACAAAGGCUUAUAUAGGGGGAACGAGUUUGACGUUUUUUGAGAUUAAUUGCACAGCAUGGUGAAUAUAGCUAAUAUUUUAGUACUGUACAUUUCAGUAAUGUUAAGAGAACAAAUUUCAAAUGUUCUUCUCACAGAAAUGUUAAAUAUUUUAGGUAGUGAACAGGUUAAUUAACUUGAUUUAAUCAUUGUACAUUGUAUUAAAAAAUCCUAAUACUACUUUGUAUUCUAUGAAGUUAUAGAACUAUAAUUUGUGAAUAUAUAAUAAAAAAUUAUAACUUUCUACGUCUAACUAGAAAUAUAAUUUAGAAAUGUGAUGUUACAUUGUGCAGAUUACAUUUCUGAUAUUUAAAAUACAUUUAUAUUAUGUAAUAUUACCCUAUUUAAGGCCUGUUUUUUUUUUUUUUUUUUUUUUUUUAGCAUACUAAAUAGCCUAACAGGCUAUGUGUGAAUGUUGUCAAAAUAAUUUGACAGUUUGAAAGUCUAUAUCCCUAGAUGAUAGAUGAUCAGUUAUGUUUUCAGAAGAAAAUGCUUUUUUAUGUACCUGUUUGAAUAAUAAAAGUUAAUUAUCUUUAACCUUGAUUUUAGAUCUUAAUCUUAUAAUUUGGCUUUAGGUUUCUCUUUUUCUAUAGUCAAAUAAAUGGUUUUCAUGGCACUAAAUAAUUAUUAAUUACUUCUAUUAGAAGUACGGAAAUUUACAUUAAAAAUAGGACGAACUAAUAAUUCGUACAGAUUGACCCCGAGAUAUUAACACAUAAGACAGAAUUCCUCUUUUUACUGGCUAUUUAAAGCAAUUUCUCAGUAAUCAUUUUUUGUCGUUGUUUCUUAAAAAUUUCUAACACAUUAUUUCACUAUUUAUUCAGCCUGGUCAUACUUUUUAUCAAAACCUGACUGCUUGCUGUGGAGACAUAAACCUGUUGCUUUUCAUAGAAUAGUAUUAAAAGUAUUUUAUAGUAAAACUUUUACCAGAAAGAUAGUUCCAUGGCAAGUAUUCGAGGACAGUAUUAGAGACAACCCCAAGGUAUUUAAUAGAAAGUACAGACAGUCACCUUAAGUGAUUUAAUUUCAUAAAAAAGUCUAGGUUCUUAGCAAGUUGAAUGAUGCCAUAGCUCAGAUAUUUUAAAUCAUGCUAGUUGCUGGCUGUUAAUUAGUAGCAUAUGGUCAAAUAAAAAUUUGGGGAUGAAGUAUAUUAAUACAGAGGGUUUGCUGUGAAAUAUAUAUAUAUAUAUAUAUAUAUAUUUUUUUUUUUUUUUUUUUUUUUUUGAGACGGAGUUUCACUCUUGUUACCCAGGCUGGAGUGCAAUGGCCUGAUCUCGGCUCACCGCAACCUUUGCCUCCUGGGUUCAGGCAAUUCUCCUGCCUCAGCCUCCUGAGUAGCUGGGAUUACAGGCACGCACCACCAUGUCCAGCUAAUUUUUUGUAUUUUUAGUAGAGACGGGGUUUCACCAUGUUGACCAGCAUGGUCUCGAUCUCUUGACCUCGUGAUCCACCCGCCUCGGCCUCCCAAAGUGCUGGGAUUACAGGCUUGAGCCACUGCGCCCGGCCAAAAUAUUUUUAAGUUUUGCUAUUCAUCCAAGGAAAUCCUAAUGCUAGGCGAUUCUUGCUUUUCUAACUAACAGAUAAGAAGUGUAAAAUGUUCAAAGCUGUAUUAAUCAUGAAUAAGUAAAAUUUGCCUUUUCUGUAUUUCUGCUAGAGAUUGUACCACAAACCUAUUAUUAUUUUUAUCGUUAGCCUGCAAAUAUCAGCACAUUUUAAUAAUUUGUUAAUUUUCAGGAAGCCUAGGAGGUAAAUGCAGCUAGCUAAGAGUUAGCUGGUGGGCACGCAUGGUCGUACAAGUUUCCCACUGUCCAUCGCUACUAGUAUCAUGAACAUAAUUGUGCUUAAAGCGUUUGUCAUAUUUCUGUUAUUUCUCAGAUUCUCAGAGAAGAAAGGUAUAUAAAAAUUUAUUUAUUUUUCCUGUUCUGUUGUUGAAAUGGAGAUCAUGUAGCAAUGGAGUGUCUGGAAGAAGCAGCUGUUAGUUUUUGUAGUCUUGGCCAUGUAUGUUGUUUGUACAAUUCAAGACAUUCUUUGGUGGAUAAAGUGCUUACUGAAUGCUUCUUAUCUCUGUGAAGUGUUUUAAAAGAGACUUAUAAUCUCAGUUUCUACAACAAAUGAGUAAACAAAGAAAUUAGAACAUUUUAACUAGCUAAAUGAGAAAGUUAUGAUUAAUGCUUCUAUUUUUGAAGCCUCAUCAGUUGUGUUUGUGGCUGAGUUUUGUGCACUGGCACAGCAGUUGUAGUAGUUAAAUGUUGAAAUGCAUUCAUAUUGGUUAGUAUUCAGCUGAUGCUAUGGAGCCCACCAAAUGUCAAUUUGGGCUAUGUUCAGCUGGGUGGUUCUUCUGAUAUAACCAGAGUUCCUGCAUAUAGCCACAGUCAGCUGGGAGGUCUACCCCUGGCUGAUUCUGCCCAAGAUGGAUUCAAACACAUGCCUGGAAAUUGAUGAAGUGACCAAACCAUGUAUCUCCAGCAUCCAACAGGAUAGCUUGGGCUGCUUCACAGGGCAGCUGGGUUCCAAAGGCAGCAAGAGAAGGUAAACAUGAUGCAAGCACUUUUCAAGCCCCUGUGUACAUCCGGUUUGUUAAUGUUCCACUAGCCAAACAAGUUACAGUGCAAAUUGCAGAUUCAUGGAGUGGAGAACUAGAUUUCAUUUUCUGAUGAGAGAAGUUGUGAAACAUUUGUAGCCAUUUUUCUUCAGCUUACAACUUGUGACCAUAUUUCUUCUCAUGAAGAAUCUAACCCAGAACAAAUAUUUUAAAGAGAGCCUUAUGUGGGGAAAGUAUACAUGGGAAAAAGAUGAAAUAUGUAAUUUAGUCUGCUUUGCAAACUUUCUUCUGUUCUGAUAAAUUUUGGGGCAUUUAUAGACGCUAUAUUAUAUGUGUUUAUGAAGGUAUUCUUUUAUAAAAUGCAUUUUAAAAUCAUUUCUCUCCAUUGGGUUUUUCUUUUUAAAUUUCUUUCCUUCCUGGACAAAUGAUAAGUUUUAAGACAUAGAGGAUUCACAGUUUCUUUUGGUGUACUUUCCUAGUCUGGGGCCUGCACAUUAUUGUUAUUGGCUAAACUAUAUGCUCCAUUGGCUAGACGUAGAGGAGAAUUAUACUUUAAGCAUGGUUCUCUCAUUUUGUUAUAUUUGUUUGUGAUUCUUCAUACUUUUGAGUAGUUGUUUAAGAGAAUUAUUUGAAAAACAUGAAUCUUUGCAUUCAUACAUCUCUACUACCUCUUUGGGCCUUGAAUUUUGAAUCAAUAGCAUUGCUUUCUCUGGUGAAUUUAAAGCUUCUCUUGCAUCAAAUUUUAUUAGGAAGUGUAUAUCCAACUUGGGAUAUGUGUGGAGCACAGGAAUUUCAUCACCCAGUAGACUGGUUCUAGUGUGCUACCUAUGAAACAUCUAAUAAUGCCGUAUCACACCCUACAAGCCAUUUGAUAUCCGUUAACUGCAGUAUCAAUCUUACAACACAUUUUUUGGUGAUUCCAGAGCUUUCAUAUUGGCUAAUUGCUGACAUCAAUUGUACUUGGUAAUUCUCUUGCCAUGUUCGUUAUAGACGUGUUGUACUUAUAGGACAAAAAGGCUGGUAUUUUUUCUAAUGUACCUGUGAGGAAAUGACUUGAGAAUUACUAUGUUCUUUCUCUUCCCCAUGGUAUAAACUACUUUUUCCAAAUGCAUUUGACAGUAUUAUAUAUUAGCAACUUAUUUAAGUAAUUUUUUAGGAGCUCUGGAAAAUAACUGGUGGAUCAGAAAGAUCCAUUCAUUUUGAAAACUUAUUAUUAUCUAGUCACAUAAUAAUAGCUGCUGAGUUAUCUCCUUUGCUGUGGUUGUAUAAACACAUACCUGAUUGUAUCUUGUUCCCUAUGGUUCAAAAUUCUAAAUUCGUUGUUCCUAUUCAUAAAAGUUUUCACAUGCUGCUUUUGCUAUGUUUAAAUUCAUACAUGAAAAUUGCCAAUUGAUUUCCAAGUAGCUAUUAGGUGGCAAAGUCAGUGCACUGGGUAGUGUCAGGGUUAUUUAAUAACCAAAGGCAAUCCUUUUCUGUGUAAACUUUCACCAGUUAAAUUCCUCACAGAGCCACCUCUCUGUACAUACAAUGUAGCAGAAUUCUGUUAGUGUUCUCUGGAUGUAUAUAAAGUUUGAAAAAUAGAAUAAGUAUGUUUUCAAAAUACGUGUUUACUAGAUAAUACACAUACUGAUUGCUGGGAAUGAGUGGCUUCAUUUAAUGUUCCAUUUUCAGGGAAUCCUAGGGGAAGGUUAACAAAAAGUUUAAGUUUUUAUUUAAUGAGAGAAGAGAAUAGUAGCCAAAAGUUACUUCAUAAAUUUUACUUCUGUUUUCUUCUUGAACAUUUGUUUAGCUUUUCACAAAGAAACACCUGGCAUACUUACAGACCAUUUAUUUUAUGCUCUUUGCCCAAUGAUGUGGUAGCUAAUAAUAGUCAGAGAAAAAAAUUCCAGGAAAGAGGAGUGAUGGGGAUGAUAAUUGAAGGACCUAGAAGAUUUUGCAAUAUGAAAUAUCUGUCAAAAACAAUUGGCCAGACUUAGACUUUCCCUUUUGUGUCCUUUACCCUAUUGAUGCCACCUUCAGUUUUAUCUCUUCAUAUCACUGUAAAAUGUGAAUAAUCACAUUCUAAAAGUAAAAGGGGAGCAAGAAAUUGUUUUCUUGGACCACUUACUGCUUAUAGUACACUCAUCUACACCGAUCAUCCUGUUUAUGAGGUCUUCUGUGCCUUGUUCUCCUUCCUUCUGAUGGUAGGGAUCAGUGAUAUUUGAUUCUCCCAUUUCCCCAGUGGGUGUGAAGUAGCAGAAAUGAUAGUUGAAGCUCUAGAAAGUGAGGCCCCACCAUGCAAAUUCACCCUAUUAAUUCUGUUAUGGUUAUGUUUCUUUUCUUUUUUGAGACAGAGUUUCGCUCUUGUUACCCAGGCUGGAGUGCAAUGGCCUGAUCUCGGCUCACCGCAACCUCCGCCUCCUGGGUUCAGGCAAUUCUCCUGCCUCAGCCUCCUGAGUAGCUGGGAUUACAGGCACGCGCCACCAUGCCCAGCUAAUUUUUGUGUUUUUGGUAGAGACUGGGUUUCACCAUGUUGACCAGGAUGGUCUCGAUCUCUUGACCUCGUGAUCCACCCGCCUCGGCCUCCCAAAGUGCUGGGAUUACAAGCGUGAGCCACCACGAUGUUUACGUUUCUUAAAUAGCCUACUAAUUUUUCUUGGAAAAUAUGUCAAGAUGAGAUCCAAACCAUAUUGUUUAAUUAUUUCUUCUUUUAAAAUUAUCCUUAUUGAAGUAUAAAUUAUAUACAAUAAACAAUAUCCAUUUAAAGUGUUCAAUUCAAUGAUUUUUGACAAGUGUAUACACCCAUGAACUUACCAUUACAAUCAACAUUCAGAAUUCUGUCAUAUAAAAGUUUUCUUCUCAGUCUAUUCCUCCAUCAGAUCCCUGACUCUAGCAAUUAAUGAAAUCUUUAUUUUGUCACCUUAAAAUAGUUUGCAAUUUCUACAAUUAUGUAUGAAUAGAUACAGGUACUAUAGACUUUUUUGUUCCUUGGUACUGGGCAUAAUGUUUCUGACCCAUCCAUGUAGUUGUGUGUGUCAGGAGUUGGUUUCCUUUCAUUGCUGAGUACCAUUUCAUUGCAUAGAUAACCACAUUUUGUUUAUCCAUUUACCUUUUGGUGGACAUUUAGUCCAUUCUGUUUUCAUAUUUUUUUCACCAAAUCUUCCUCUAUCAUACCAUGUGCUAAUUGUUUUAUGUCCUUAAGCCUAGAUUUUAUUUAUAUUUUGUUAUUUACUGUACUACAUGGAAAUAUAGUUUCACUAUACACUACCAGAGAACCAAUAUAUUAUUAAGUUUAUAUAAGACAUGUAUAUCUAAGUGGAGUUAUUUAUGAUUUAAAAAAUGAGUUCUCGAUUUUUUGUCCCAGAGAAAAUAGAUUCUAAUCAAGAAUGUAUCAUUUUUUCUUCCAGAGAAAACUUUUUUAUCUCUGGCCCAUUUUGCCACUUUGAUGGCAGCAAUGAUGAGGAUUUCUGCAGAAAUGUAUGCUGACAUCUAAGUAGAUCAGCAGCCCUUCAACAUAGCACUUCCUUGGUUCAAAGAAACAGUACAUGGCAUGAAGGGAGAUUUCAGUUAUUAAAGUUGGUAAAUGAAAUGAAAAGUUUUUUAUAUUCCUAAUUCAAAAUGUAAGCUUUUUGAAACUUUUAUUAAUGUUCCUAAGGUGUCAACCAUUUGAGCUGGAAGUUGCAUUCACCAGGGGAGCAGCAGCCACUUCACUGAGGCAAAUUUAAGACCAGUUUUAUCCCUGCCAAAAUAGUAUUGCUACUGAAGUGAAAACAAAUGUGACUUUUGGGAGUUGUUCUUUUAAAUCUUCAGACUUAACCUCCUAAAUCUAAUAUAAGUGUCUAAGUACAUUCACAUUUCUAAGUUCUCUGGGGCCAUUUUCCUUUCUGUCCUCUCUUCUCUCUCCAGUUUUCUUCCUCCUUCAUUUUCCAUCUGCAUUUGCACUUUUCUCUUUUUCUUUCCUCUAAUCAUAAAGAAGGGUUGGCCACUAGAAAUUCGUUUUCAGCUCUGCUUUGACUAGCUUGCUUCUGAAAUUUUGCUUUCCUAACACAGAAAUCUCAAUGAUAUUGCUGAAGCAAGUUCUAUAUCCUAUACCCUGGCAAGGUUCCUAGAACUGGUCCCAGUGGGAUUUCUCUUUUAGAAGCUGCCUUAAGAUCAUUGUAGCAUCAUUUAGUUUUCUUUCCUAAAAGAAUUCUGAGUGCAUCUCCUUAAAAUGUUUUACCAAACUACUUGACCACCCCAUCAAUGUUAAGAUGGUGUAUUUAACAACACAAACAUAUGUGUCUGUAUAUAUAUAUGCACAAAUAUACGUAUGUACACACACACACACACAUACACACACACCUCUAAACCACUAAUUAAACCUCUGAAAGCACCUUCCUCUUCUACCCCAAUAGCAUUUCUUUCCUUCUACUCAUAGAUGCUUUGGCUGUACUGACUGUAUGAGACUCCUGGGAUUCUAUCUCAUUCCAUCUCAUGCUAAACUAAUCACAGCAUACUGUGGCUUAGUAAUGAUGGCAUAACAAUUAGGUGGUUCUACAUGUGCUUCUAAAUACAGCCUGGGCCCUUGGUGAACCAGUUGGCUAAGUGGGUGAGUGAAUGAGCAGUGGAAUAGCUAUUGAACAGAGGUAUUGAUAGGAUGUGUGGUGGGUUGAUUUUGAGCAUUAGUAACACAAAAUUGCCAUUUAUUAUUUGAUUUACUACCAUAUUUAGCAAUGACUCUUCCAGUAGGGAGAAAAUAUAUCAGAUGGGCUAAUGGACAGUUACUGGUUUUGUAAAAUUAUUAUAAUUUGGUAAGUGUCACUUAUUUUAAAAUUAAAACUGCCACUAAUACCAUAUAGUGCCAUUACACCAGAAAUGAUGUAAUCAUUUUUUAAUUAGGUCUGUAACCAAUAUUUAGUGAGCCUGUACUUAUAUGUAGAACAUUCUACUGUGCCAGUGACAUUGAUGAGACAUUUUCUUGAUUUGGGUAUUAUUUAGGUCUUUGAAAUCAAUUUAUUAAUUUAUCAUUCAAAAAACUCAGUGAGUACACAUACCACUCCUCUAUGAGCCAACAAAUAUUCUGUAUUGUGAAGAUGAACACAAAUCAAGAAGACACUCAUUCCUACCCUUGAGUCUUGCAAGGAAGACAGACAUGGGAACAAAUAAUGAUAGGACAUCCCAGUGCCAUGGGAAUCUUAAUGUCAUUGUUACUUAGCAUGCCUUUUAUAACAGACUCUUCUGGAAAACUCAGGGGGGUAUAGGGGAAGAAAACUAAUUUAGUUAGCUAGACCCAUUUCAUUGCAUUAGGGGGCCUUCUAUUUAGGGGAAAACAAAUUUUAGUCUUAGGCUUAUUUUUAAAAAUAUUAUUGCAAAUAUGUAUUUAGAAAUGUUGUUCUAGUAUUCCUUAAAUAGUGUUAAUUGUGUUUUGUCAUUUGUCUUUGGAAUAAUGUUUUCUAUUGGAAAAAAGUAUUUUAUAGCCCAUAUUUAUAAAGAUACUGGGGAGCAAUGAAUUAGAAUCAAGCAAAGGCAGGGAUAUUCUGACAAAUGAUGAUUUAUUUUCUCUGCAGAUGAUUGUAAAUUCAGAUAUUAGUGUUUACAGUUGGGUUGUGUCUAUCCUUGCUGGUCUUCAUGAUUUUUCAUGCUAUCACUAAUGUGGUAUUUUCAUGAGCUGACAAUUCUGCAUAGUGGGUUUUGGUUGUUUUCCAGCAUCUACUGCUUGCACAGAAUAGCCUUGCAGAAAGUUAGUAAUUGAUCAUUUUAACAACAAUGGAAUUCCACUUACGGCAUUUUGCUCUUCUAGGUAAUUGAAUUGAGCGAGAAAGCUCAUUGCUGUGUUCUCUCUCUCUCUCAAAAUGAUAAUAUAAUGGACCCCAGUUAAACAAUAAUACAAUUUUUCUCACAGGAAUCCCCAAGUAAGCAGAUAUAUUAGUUAUUUAUGUCUACAUUUCUGCUUUUGGCUUAUGAGGGAUGGCUUUCAUACAGUGCUUUUGUGUUUGAGUCUCAAAUGGAAGAGUAAUUAUUGGGUGCAUUAUAGACUAAUGUUUGACUGGUCUAAAGUGAGUCCAAUAAGAGAGCGGUCUCAUAUUUCAUGGUUGUAACUUGAGUAUUCUCCCUGAAGUACUUAAAAAAAAGAAAUAAACAAACUCAGUUUUUUUUUUGUUGUUUUUUUUAAGAACAUUACCUAGUCCUAACUACUCUUACCUUGCCUUCCUACUUUGUGGUUUCUACCUGCUGGUGUUGAAGGCUGCUUUUGUGGAGCAGGUGAGAAGGCAGGGAUAGACAGAGAAUCAAUGACAUCAGAGAAAGCCACAAAUAAGAUAACACAUGUUAACUGCCUACAAUGAUACCUGGCACAUAGUAAGUGCUCAGUGUUUGGUCAUGAUCAUGAUUAUUAUUCUCAUUACUCAACUUUACUUUUACAUACAUGUCUCAUGAUUAUGUCUGAUUAAAUAAUUGAAGUAUUUCUCACCAUUCCCCAUAAUCAUUAGCAACAGAAAAUUUUUAUUUUUGAAUAUAUCAAAUUGACAAAUACGAGAAUGAUAACAGAAUUUUUCCAGAUUUUUCUUUUUGUGAUUAAUGUGUAUACAAGUCAUAUUGAAACAUGUUCCAGCAUUAGUUUCCUAUUGCUGUUUUUAAAAAUUACCACAAAUUUAGUGGCUUGAAGAAACACAAUUUUAUUACCUUACAGUUCUGGAGAUCAUAAACCCUAAAAUCAAGGUGUUAGCAGGGCUACAUUCCUUCUGGAGGCUCUAGGGAAGAAUCUGUCUUUUGUGUUUUCUAACUGCUAGGGGCAGACUAUCUUCCUAGGCCUCUGGCCUUCUUCCAUCUUCAAAGCCAGCAGCCACAUCACUCCAAACUCUGCUUUCCAUCUCAUUUUCUGACUCUGACCCUCCUGUUUUAAGGACCCUUGUGAUUGCAUUAGGCCCAUCUGGAUAAUCCAGGAUAAUCCCCCCUUCUCAAGAUCCUUAACUUAAUCACAUCUGUAAAGUCCCUCUCACAGGUCUAGGAAUUAGGACAUGAACAUAUUUGAGGUACAUUAUUAUGACUGAUGCAAGAUCCAGAGAAAAUCAUGACCAUUACAUGUUGGAUGAAAUCAUGGAACUUUAGAUCUAAAAAAAUACUUUAUAUCACACCUUUUAGAGAUUAAAAAAACUAAAACAAUAAAGAAGGAUUAUAUCACCAAGGACUAAAACCCAGGUCUUUGAUCCAUAAUCCAAUGAUGUUUCUACUGUUUUUAUGCAGCAUUUCUUUAAACUAUGCCCAUGGCUAAUUAAUCAGUUUUUAUUAACAGUCUGCAUUGUAAAAUUCUGAAUAGUGUUUGAAAACUGAAUUUGAAGCCACUUUGAAAUCUGACAAUCUACCCUCUUGGACUUCAUUUUUGACACACUUAAAAGAAGAGCUUAAUACUUCAAAAUUAUUAGUUAAGUGACAUUUUAAAAAAGGAAGAAGUACCUUAGGGCUCCCCGAAGAAAUCUAUAAAAUUCAUAACUGUGGCUCCAGUUGAAUUUGUGCUGCCCAGAAUUCCUCCUCCUCAGAGGGGAAAAUAUAAUCCUUGUGAAGAAUUCUCAGUCAGACACCAAUUAAGAGACACCCAUAGUAAAAAUGGUAAACAACUGAUUGAUUUUUAUGAACAGCAAGCAUGAUUUGACUUGUGCCUUGCUUAUUUUGAUAGGCUAUUAUUUAAUGGGCUGUUGAGAAAACUUCUGGUACUAUUUUAUUUCCUAUGUUUCAUCUGUGUAGUAUACCAGGAUGUUAUAGUCAAAUAGAACAGCAUGUUCUUAUGUACAAAUAUAUGUAGUUUUUAUGGAGCUCACCCAAGGAUAAGUUAGAAACUGGCUCACUGCCUCUAUUUCCUUUUUCUUUUUUAAUCUUUUGGCAGUUUGAAUUUUUACAGUCUAUAGAGGAUAUAUUUGGUCACUUUGAUGCUGUUUUAUUUUCUGGAGUGCCUUUCAGGUGAACUGAAACAUAGACAGCUGAUCUUGUCAUUUGUAUUCACAAAACAUUUGUGAAUUACCUAAUCCAAUAAGCAAAUUUUUAUUGAGCACAUUCUGUGUUCAAAGAAUCAUGCUGGGGAUACCGAAAUGAACAAGACACAACAUUUUGUAAUAGGAAAGCUAUCAACUUCAUAUUCAACUUUAAUUCUUAUCUCCUUUUUAGCCCUUAGUGGUAGUGAGACUGCAGCAAAUACUUAACUCCUUUGACUUUGUUUGCUUACCAUCAGAAGUGGAAAAGUGAGACACACCUCACAGGGGUGUUACAAGGAUUACAUUGAGUUAUUAUCUGUGCAAAUAUGAAAUACAAUGUGUGCACAGAGCAGGUGCUUCCUAAUUGUUAGUUUUCUGGUUCAGAGAUCUCACCGUUUAGUAGGAAAGAUGAGAUGUCUAUAAAUAACUGUAGUACAGGGCGAAGGUGAUGAAUGAAACAAGAGCCAUCCAAAUACGGAGCUGUUCAGAGAUGAACUAUGUUAUAGGGAUCAGAGAAAGCUCCUUAGAGUAUCUUCAUGGCAUUUUCGCUAGUCGUUAAAACAGGAAAAGGAUUUCGACUUUCAGAGAUAUAGGCCCUGUGAUUUAUGCUCCUGUUUCCUGGUUGAUCUCCCCACUUGAUUACCUUCUAUGCCAUAUCUUGUACAUUGCCCAGUUCUUGGAUUUUCUGGUUUUGUCUCUUUCAAUCUAACUUCUGCCUAUGCCUUUGUGUCAUCAAAGAUUAAUUGCCUUUCCUGCAAGGGCACUCUGGGUUAUUGCUUUUUUACACUUCUCAAAGGUGUAUGUAAUGCAAAUAAAAUAAUUUUAUUUAUAUUUUAAGAGGCAAGGAAUUUUUCCCCAAAAUAACUUCUGGUAGUGAGAUGGAUCCAAUUAAUCUCAUGUGGGUGGUUUGCAGAGAUUUAGGACUAGUUUUGGGGUAUGCUCUUCAUGGCCUAUAGAAUCAAGAUUUUAUUUCUUAGGAAAAAAGCUAUUUUUUUUUUCUUUUAGAUUGUGUGGUGCUGGAAAUCCUACCUCUGACAGUUGCUCACACAGCUGGCUCCACCUGUGUGACUCGGCAUCACAGCCCAUGUUAAUCACAGUAUGACCUCCAUUGGCCUCCGCAGACCUAAUUUAGAAAAUUGACUCAUUUUGCACAGACUACCGAGCAGCUAUUUGGAGCUGCUGUCUUCUAGUGACUUACAGCUUGAACUAGGUUGAGAGUCUCAAAUUGACAUUUCCCCCUAUGUACUUUAAAAAACAUACCACCUUUACCAAACUCUAUGUAUUUCUCAUACUCCCACUAUGCUCAUGUUAGAGUGACCAAGUGUUCUGAAUCAAAGCUUGGAAAAUAUAGUAUGAUGUAGGAUAUAAUUUUGAGGCCUAAUAUAUUUAAUGUGUAUGUGUAUGUGUGUAUGCAUACAUAUAUAUGUAUAUAUAUGUGUGUGUGUAUGAAUAUAGCUUAAACCUACUUAAUUGUAGCUCUAUUACUAAUAAGUAGAUCAUUUUCUCCUCUUUGGGUCUUAAAUUUUAAAAAAUGAGUAUCCUUUAAAUUUUAGCACUGACUAAUACCAAGAUGGGCAAAUCUGAUUAGAGCACAACAUAUUAAAGGUUCUUAAUAGUUAUUAAUAGCUCUUAAUUAAUAGUUAUUUAUAGCUCUUAAUGAUGUAAGAGGAUGUGUUUUUAUUUGGGGGAAACUUCAGCAAUGUGGUUGUACUUUUGUUCCUUCCUCACUCAUAAUAAAACAUUCCCAGGGCCUCUAUUUUUGGUUUGGGAUCAAGUAAUUGUAUGCUGACAUGGCUUUGUCCUCCAUUCUUGGCUGGGAAUUCUCAUUAAAGAAAUCCUGUACCAUUAAAUCACUGUCUGGAAGAUAUUGGUGAUGAAGAUUCAGAGAGGCAACAGCUGCCUCCCCAGAAAGGAA
Callithrix jacchus (white-tufted-ear marmoset) is the source of this 26944-nucleotide messenger RNA. RefSeq names its product potassium voltage-gated channel subfamily A member 4 (gene KCNA4). Gene Ontology annotation, cellular component: voltage-gated potassium channel complex; membrane; axon. Lineage: Eukaryota; Metazoa; Chordata; Mammalia; Primates; Cebidae. Gene Ontology annotation, biological process: potassium ion transmembrane transport; action potential; protein homooligomerization. The record is from RefSeq and is a predicted model, not a curated record. Gene Ontology annotation, molecular function: protein binding; potassium ion binding; delayed rectifier potassium channel activity.